Molecule: messenger RNA, 6106 nt
Organism: Dicentrarchus labrax (European seabass)
Lineage: Eukaryota; Metazoa; Chordata; Actinopteri; Moronidae
Product: sodium/potassium/calcium exchanger 2-like
Exons: 12
Coding region: 761-2710 (649 amino acids)
Biological process (GO): intracellular calcium ion homeostasis; long-term synaptic potentiation; calcium ion transmembrane transport
Cellular component (GO): membrane
Molecular function (GO): calcium, potassium:sodium antiporter activity; calcium channel activity
Source: RefSeq, a predicted model, not a curated record
AGAGAGGAAGGAAGGAAGGAAGAAGAAAAGGAAAAAAAAAAUCAGUGAAAAUACUGCCUUUGCUGUGUAACCACGGCAACUCCUCCCUCAAAACGCAACAUCACCAAAAGCCCCCACCGCGUGAACCCAGCAGGAACUGAUACGCUGUCUGCCGGUUACCUGGCUUUAUUAAUAAACCAACCGGUUCACGUGGUCAGCCCAGCCCAGCACACUAUUGCUGCCACAUUAGCAAGGUAUUUUCAACCGGGUGGGCUUUUUUUCUCUCUCUCUCUCUCUCUCUCUCUCUCUCUCUCUCUCUUUUUUUUUCUCUCUCUCUCCUCUCAUCCGAGACCGGAGAGAUGCUGCUGCUGCUGCUGCUGUGAGGGAGAGAGGUGAGCGCAGUUGGAAAAGCAUUUCUCUCUCUCUCUCUCUCUCUCUCUCUCUCUCUCUCUCCAUCCAUAGCUCCUCCUCUGUCGUCGGAGAGCGGACACCGGUCACAUUUUUUUUGUAGCUCAAUGAGAGCAAGAGGGCACCGAAAGAGGAUUUCCUAAUUCCAACCUGCUGCUGUGCCGUGCGGCUGUUUUUCCUCGCGCCUCUGUCAAAGCAGAGGCUAAUAUGAAGACAUCAUUUGGCAAACCAGACCCUGGGAAGAACCUACAAUCUUUUCAACUCAUUUGAAACUGAAGACAAAGGCAUGCAUUGUCUCCGGUAAAACCUGCUCCCCACUCUCCCCUCUUCCUACCUAGCCUUUGAGAGUGAGGACAACACAAGCUGCACAGACAUGGGUUCAGAUCAACCCUGCAUGGAUUCACCAGAGCGAAGACCCACAUUGGGUGCUGCCUGUAAGCGGCAGGGCCACCGGUGUCUGCGGAAAAAGCUGAGGCCAGUGCGAAUCUUAGGGUUCGUCUUCAGCCUGGUGGCCGUAAGUGCCGUCUCCUUCAGUGCCUUGACCUGGAGCUCAGGGGGUCUCAGUGAGCCAGUGCUCCCCCAGGAGAGUCUCCACCGGUCGGCCCCCCCACAGGACUCUCUUUUUACCCAAACUCAGAGGGACCCCAAUGUGUCAGCUGACAUGCCAAUAGCCAUGAAAUCUACAGCAGAUAGCAACAAGAGCCAGGGGGAUUACCCACCAGACAUUUUCACCGUUGACGAGAGGCGCCAAGGAGCAGUGGUCCUCCACAUGUUCGGCAUGAUCUACAUGUUCAUUGCCUUAGCCAUAGUGUGCGACGAGUUCUUCGUCCCAGCGCUGACAGUCAUCACAGAGAAGCUGACCAUUUCCGAUGACGUAGCGGGCGCCACCUUCAUGGCGGCGGGCGGCUCAGCCCCGGAGCUCUUCACCUCCAUCAUCGGCGUCUUCAUCUCUCACAGCAACGUGGGCAUCGGGACCAUCGUGGGCUCGGCUGUCUUCAACAUCCUCUUCGUGAUCGGGAUGUGUGCCAUCUUCUCCAAGGAGAUCCUCAACCUAACGUGGUGGCCACUCUUCCGCGACGUCUCCUUCUACAUCAUAGAUCUGAUCAUGCUCAUCAUCUUCUUCCUGGAUAACAUCAUCUCCAUGUGGGAAAGCGUCACGCUGCUCUCGGGCUACGCCGCCUACGUGAUCUUCAUGAAGUUCAACAGCCAUGUUGAGGGCUUCGUCAAAAGUUGCAUGAACAAGAACCAAGUGGUAGAAGUAGAAGUGCAGCCCAAGGAUGAAAAGGCAAGUCCUGGGGCGCCAGAGGAUGACGGCAAGUUGUCGGCCAGGCCUCGGCUUCAGAGGGGGGGUAGUUCUGCCUCCCUCCACAACAGCUUGAUGAGGAACAGCAUUUUCCAACUGAUGAUUCACACGUUGGACCCUUUAAGUGAAGAAUUUGCUGACUCUGAGCUUGGGACUUAUGGGAAACUAAAAUAUUAUCACUCAAUGACUGAGGAAGGUAAAUUUCGAGAGAAGGCAUCCAUUCUUCAUAAGAUCGCUAAAAAGAAAUGCCAAGUGGAGGACAGUGAGAAGGCCAAUGGAGUAGCGAGCCGUUCAGAUAAGAACCUUCCUAACAGCUCCAGCGUGGAAGUGGAAGUGACACCACCCAUGAAUGGAACGGCAGGGCAAGAGGGGGAAACGGCUGAGGAUGAGGAGGAGGAGGACCAGCCUCUGAGCCUGUCCUGGCCUGAGUCCAACCGCAAGCGCCUCACCUACCUCUUAAUCAUACCUAUUGUCCUGCCCCUGUGGAUAACGCUGCCUGACGUCAGGAAACCGGCAUCACAGAAGUUCUUCCCCGUCACCUUCCUGGGUUCCAUCUGUUGGAUAGCAUGCUUCUCCUACCUGAUGGUGUGGUGGGCUCACCAGGUUGGAGAGACCAUUGGGAUUACAGAGGAGAUUAUGGGUCUGACUAUAUUAGCAGCUGGAACCUCCAUCCCUGACCUCAUCACCAGUGUUAUUGUGGCACGCAAAGGGCUGGGUGAUAUGGCUGUAUCCAGCUCCGUGGGCUCCAACAUCUUCGACAUUACUGUUGGACUGCCGUUCCCCUGGCUCAUGUGGUCCUUUUUCAACGGCCUGCAACCGGUGCCAGUCAGCUCCAACGGCCUCUUCUGUGCCAUCGUGCUCCUCUUCCUCAUGCUCCUCUUCGUCAUCAUCUCCAUCGCCGCCUGCAAGUGGCGCAUGAGCAAGCUGCUCGGCUCCAUCAUGUUCAUGCUGUAUUUGGUCUUCCUGGUGGUCAGCGUCAUGCUGGAGGACAGGGUCAUCCAGUGUCCGGUGUCCAUCUGAGGGACCUCCGUGGACCUACUUCCUCUCCUUCGUCACUACCACCACCAACACAACCAUCCUUCUUCGUCCGCCAUCGCUCUCACUUGACCCUUGUGAUCCUUUACCCCAGGACUAAAAGAAGAAUAACGAGGACUGGAGAAGAGAAUAAUAUAAAAAAUAUGGAAUCGACCUAUAUUUUCAGUAAGCAGGUGGUGGCGGGGAGGGGUUGAACCAACAAGGGCACAAGACUUUGGCUUGGCUGGUUUAGCAUAGGCCUAACCUGAGUGGAUUUUUAUUUAUUAUUAUUAUUAUUAUUAUUAUUAUUAUUAUUAUUAAUUGGCAGGUGAGGGGGGUUAUGGGUGCACCAGCCAAAUAUAGAAGCAUUAUGCAUGCCAUUAGUGUCACUAGAUAAGCUGGAAUCAAGACUCCACCUGGUAGGUUGAGGAGAAUGUCCUCCUGUGAACUAACUUUGGGGGACGCACUGUAUAAAACUCUCAAUAAUAAAUGCAGUGGCUGAGCUGAAAUUGUGAGCAUAUUUGAACACACGCACACACACACACACACACACACACACACUAGUUUAACAGACUAAGACGCUGUCACCAAGAGUGAGUUUGUGGAUGAGGAAAUGGCAGACUGUGUGGAUGAAGAUUCCGUGCCGAACGUGUUUUCUGUCCGAUGGUAUUGAGCGAAAAAAGACUCUCCUGUGAGCUUUGCACCUGAGCAACAAGGGAUGAAACACUCUUGCUGGGCAGGCGAACUUCUUCUUUGUUAUUUCUUAUUUGCAGAUUCAUCAUGUGCUCAGUCUGAAUGACAAGUUUAAGCUUCCCCUCUUCCCUGCCGGAUGUCAUUUUUCACCACCGAGGAUUCUUCUUUUUUUUUUCUUUUUUUUUUGGGAUUCAUGAAAUAUAUAGAAAGUAGCAUUAGAUGUACUGUAGCAGUAUUAGUUCAUGUAGAGUCAUCUUAACAAUCUUUUCCUUUUUGCCACUGAACACCAUGUUAUGAUUGUACAGAACUUUUCAUGCUUCACACGCACCGACUGACAAAGGAAAGAAAAAAUAAGCCUACCUGAAGUUUAGCCUCUCACAAUAUAUGCUAGCCUUCAAUAUCUUUCACUGGUUGGAAAAAAAGGCAUGGGUACUAUGUCAAAAUAAUACAUUUUGAAAAGAACAGUGUUUAAGUGUCAUGGUUGAAUUAGAUUAGUCAAUGUGUAGUGCUUUGUUCACAGUAGAACUGGGCUCAAAUCACCGGCUAGUCAAGCUCCUGGGGUAGUAGUUUUAAGGAGUCAACUGCAUGUACAAAUAGACACUCGGAGGUGAAUAAUACCAAUCAACAUUUAAGAAGUUGUAUACCAAAAUGUAUACUUUUUCAAACAUGUUUCAUAACUUCUUAAUGCAAACCACUAGUCAGUCUCUAUGUAGAAAAUGUCAACAUGUAUGGUCAAUGAUAUCUAUCAAACUUGUGCAAUUUCUUUUCUAAUCAAAGGUGCUUUUGUGUGCAUGUGUGCAAUCUGCAUUUGAAGUCAUCACACAAUGACCAUUCCUUAUAUUUAUCUAUGACUAGAGGUUAUACUACCAGUAUUUUGCAACUAACUGCAAAAAAAGAAUACACCAAUCUGUGUUUUGUACUGGAAAUAGAAAUCAUAAUCACAAUCUCUCUUUAGGCUACAUAGAAUGUGGAAAUCACAGAUUUAACAGCAAUAUACCGUGUGUGUCGUCGUUGAGAAUUGCAUACCUCCCCUUCCCCCCGCCAUGCGUCUGUCUCCCGUUGUCCCUCCUGUCCGACGUGCUCCGAAAACCCACCGAGGAAAAAGUGGUACACCUUUCCUCUUUCCGCAAACCCCUUCCUGUUAGAGCUGGCCAGAAACACCUGCUUUACCUCAGCACAGCCUCUGUACAGCAGCUUAGUAGGAAUUCACUGUAAAAAUAGUAAAUAGAUUAUCUGAAUGUGUGAGGAAAAAUGCAUGCGAGGAAUUUGGGCUGGUUACCCACUGACUGUACAGCUGAGCUUAGACCAACUAUAUAUGUUCACUUUUAUGCAUCCAUUCAGAGAGAAACACCAAGAACUCAUUGGUUUUACUUUGUAAAUAUGAACACCUGUUUUUUUUGAUUUUUUUGGGGGGGUUCCUUUGCAAGAACCAAAUGGUUCACACAUGUAUUUUAUUCACUUUUAUUUAUUUUCUUUUUGUAAUAGUGGAUGGAAAAGGACAAUUAUGGUGGCCCUUUAGUGUCAUAGUAUUACUGAGCAAAAAACAACAUGAGCAUUUAUUUUUAGACUACUCAACAUCUCAUUAGCAUACAUUACACUGUAAACAAGCCUGUUCUGCUACGAAAACGAGGGCUUUAAAUACCAUAUUGCUCCGACAAAUUCAACAACAGCAGGACUAGAACACCAUGUUUUCUUUGGCAUUUGGCAAAGGCCACAAAUGCGCAGGAAAAAGAAAACCAUGAUCCCUGCAUCAACCCAACUCAUAUGUUAAACUGUUAUGUGUGGUCUGCUCUCGUGCAGUAUAUUUCCUUGAGCAUUUCUACAACCCAGAUUCAAAGAGUCAGUUUAAGGCCUCUCUUCCCUCCGAGCACCCACUCUCUCUUGUGAUCACACCUCACCUCUAGUUUCUACUCGCCCCUCUCUUUCAAAGAAUAGUUUGACAUUUUGGAAAAUGCAAUUUUUUGCCUUCUUGCCGAGUUAUAUGUGAGAAGAUGGACGCCACUUUCGUGUCAGUGCAGUAAAUACAACGCUAGUUAGCUUAGCUUAGCACAAAAACGUGACACUAGCUAGUCUGGCUUUAUCCAAAGGUAACCAAAUUCACCUACCAACACCUCUAAAGCCGCGUACGUUAAAUCUGUACAAAAACAGUACGAGUGUAAAAACAGGAAGUAGAGAUUUUAUUUUCCAGUUUUGGAGAGAGUGGUAUUGAUGUUUUUGUCUAACUCGCGGUAAGAAAGCAUUUCCCAAAAUUCCUACAGGUCAAGAGGUCUUUGCCUGAGUUUGGUUGACCUUCUACCACUACAGUCGCACUGUACCCGUGCACUUCCAUUCCCCAAACCCCUCUUGUCAGGACAACCAUUUCUUCUUUCUUUCUCCACAGCUCUCAUUGUGUUUUUGUGUGCGAGCAUGAAUGGAGAGAGGAAAAACAAAAAGAAAAAAAUCCAAAGGCAAAACCGGUUUAGCAUGUGAGCUUGGCAUCGGUUGUGGUUUACCAGGGUAAGCGAACCGUGAGAGUUAAUCACUAAUGAACAUUCUUGCACUGUAAAUGUUUAUUUUCUUGGUGUUGAUGUAAGAUUUAUUUAAGGUGUACAUAUAUACAGAUACAAAUUAACCAUAUAAUCUAUAUGUGUAAAAGAAAUAUGUCUCUUUAUGUAAAAACACAAAGUAUAUAAUAAAACAAAUAAAGAUGAUAAUUCAAAUAUGCAACAA